CGUCGGGCGAGCAGCACGCAGCACCUCCCUGCAGUCUAACUGCACGCACGACGGCAACACCGUGUAGGAAACUGAAAAUUCAGAAGGCAGGAAAGGCGUCGAAAUGUUACGAAGAAUUCCCGUGGUGUUGCUGAUCGUCGCGGUGGCGGUCAGAGGCCUACCAACGCUCGAGUCAACCCUCUGCCCGAUUGGGUCGGUCACUAAACAAGAGUUCCACUGCGCCAGUUGUCUACAGCCAUACUUGUGUGAUCCAUUAGGGGGACUAGUGGUGCUACCCAUAUGUCUUGAUGGCACAGUGUGUGAGGAAGUCUUUGAAGAACAGGCUACGUGCAUCCCAAUGGCAGAUGCCACGAAAUGUAUUUGCGACAGCGACAGGUGCGACGACUACAAUGAAUUAUACACCGACAAAUGCAACGCGGACGGUAUAGUCGACGUGGUUGACUGCGCCGGCAGCAUAAAAGGUGCUGGAGCAUGCCUGAGUGGGUACUGUGUUGACUGCACCUCUUAUGGUAUGCCUGACCCAGAAGUUAUGGUAAUACCACCCAAAUGUAACAUCGGAUACCAAUGUGACAAUGGGUUGGUUGGUAAAUCGGGAAAGGUUUGCGCUGCGGACGAGUACGUUUCAAAAGACUACAUCUGCGCCCCGGCUCCUCCCGAGCCCUGUUUCGCGGGGAAUCUAUGCACUGGGGUUUGUCCUGACCUGCUGAACUGCACCCAGUACUACUUCUGUGACCCAAAUGGGGGUGAACCAGGAGGACCUUAUGAUUGUGGUAAAGACUAUUUCUUCAACCCAGACACAAGAACAUGUGAGCAAGGAUAUCAAGGAGUUUGCGAUUUAUGGACUCAGUGCGAUUUUUCAAACCUAGUUCAUGUCACAACUACCGCAACAACGUCUGAUGUAACAACAGGUCUGCUAUUGGAAAACGAAUCAGUCAUUGAUGACGACUCGUGGUAAAUCCAUAGAUAGUUCUCACAAAUGUCAAAACUUGCGGAGCUAACUAUGAAACAAUGAUCCUGAUGGACGAAAUUACGAACUAACAUUUUAUAACUCAGGUUAUUGAAAUGUUAAUAAAUUGAAUUCAGAUACGACGGAAGUUAUUUAUCAAUAAUUGUUGGAAAUAAAAAGACUAUAAAAAUUGUGGUCACUUUAAUUCUCCAGAGCAAAACAAUCGAAAAUAUAAAUGAGUUAACCCUUUAUGAGGGUCAGUCCUAACUUAACCUAACAGAGAAGACGUCAGUCAAUACAAACUGCGCGUUGUAUCUACAAUACUUCAUCCUUGUACUUGUAUCCUCCCGAAUCUAAAUUAAAGCUUUAUAAGACCUUCUUUUCACCUGUUAAUAUUUUUUUCUACUGGUUUCGAGGAAUAAUGUUUUUUUUAAAGUUGUACCUGUAAGAAAAUGGCUCCUGGAAA
Messenger RNA from Hyalella azteca, 1412 nucleotides. RefSeq lists its product as uncharacterized. The record is from RefSeq and is a predicted model, not a curated record. Gene Ontology annotation, molecular function: chitin binding. The coding region runs from base 104 to 955 and encodes 283 amino acids. The transcript is spliced from 5 exons. NCBI's taxonomy places the organism in Eukaryota, Metazoa, Arthropoda, Malacostraca, Amphipoda, Hyalellidae. Gene Ontology annotation, cellular component: extracellular region.